UCUAUAUCUCGCUUUCAGCCUCCGAGUCCCUUUCCUUACAGAGCAGUUCCUCCCCCCUUCCCCCCUCUACAUCUUUUGUCACUUUCCCCACGCUCCGCCAGUCCUUUCGGCGGACAAAAUCACCGUUUCUUCCUCCGCCUUCCCUCUCCUCCCCUAUCAAAAACUCAAAAACAUCAAAAAAAUUUAGAGCAAAAUACUAGCAAAAAAAAAAGAGUGUAUCCUUGUUAGUCAUUUUAUCGAACACUUGCUGCGCGCUUUUAUCGCGUUUUAUUUUGUUUAAGCUCCGUUUGGUUUCGCAUAUACAGAUCGAUUUAGGGUUUGGUGUUUUGUUUUAUUAGAAUAAAAAGAGGAGAGGGAAGAAAAAUUGAAAAAAAAAAUUAAAUAGGAGUUUUUCCAAGAGAAAAAGAAGGGAAGAAAUGGCACAGGUUCAGGUUCCGGUUCAGGCUCAGGGUGUGAACGGCGGAGCAAACGCGCAGUUCGUGACGACGUCGCUCUAUGUUGGGGAUCUGGAGGCGAACGUGACCGAUUCUCACCUGUACGACCUGUUUAAUCAAAUCGGGCAAGUAGUUUCAGUUCGGGUUUGCAGGGACUUGACUACCCGACGAUCGCUCGGUUAUGGCUAUGUUAAUUAUAGCAAUCCUCAAGAUGCUGCAAGGGCAAUGGACAUGCUGAAUUUCACACCUCUCAAUGGAAGCCCCAUUAGGAUCAUGUAUUCUCAUCGUGACCCUAGCAUUCGCAAAAGUGGGUCAGGAAACAUAUUUAUCAAGAAUUUAGACAAGGCGAUUGAUCACAAAGCAUUGCAUGAUACUUUCUCGGCAUUUGGGAACAUCCUAUCUUGUAAGGUGGCCACGGAUUCCUCUGGCCAGUCAAAGGGCUAUGGGUUUGUGCAGUUUGACAAUGAGGAAUCUGCCCAAAGGGCUAUAGAGAAGUUGAAUGGUAUGUUGUUGAAUGAUAAGCAGGUGUUUGUUGGACCUUUUCUUCGCAAACAGGAAAGAGAGAGUGCCAUUGACAAGACAAAAUUUAACAAUGUCUUUGUAAAGAAUCUCUCGGAAGCAACAACAGAGGAUGAUUUAAAGAAAAUUUUUGGUGAAUUUGGAACUAUCACGAGUAUUGUUGUGAUGAGGGAUGGAGAUGGAAAAUCAAAGUGCUUUGGAUUUGUCAACUUUGAGAAUGUAGAUGAUGCUGCUAGAGCUGUGGAUGCCCUUAAUGGAAAUAAAUUUGAUGACAAGGAGUGGUAUGUUGGGAAAGCCCAGAAGAAAUCUGAAAGGGAAAAUGAAUUAAAACUUCGAUUUGAACAGAGUAUGAAGGAGGCAGCUGAUAAGUUUCAAGGGGCCAAUUUGUACAUUAAAAAUCUAGAUGAUAGCAUAGGUGAUGAUAAUCUUAGGGAGCUCUUUUCUCCAUUUGGUACAAUCACAUCAUGCAAGGUUAUGCGAGAUCCUAAUGGAAUAAGCAGAGGUUCAGGAUUUGUUGCAUUCUCUACUCCAGAUGAGGCGUCUAGAGCUCUGAUGGAGAUGAAUGGCAAAAUGGUUGCUAGCAAGCCUUUAUAUGUUGCACUUGCACAAAGGAAGGAAGAUAGAAGAGCCAGGUUGCAGGCUCAAUUUUCUCAAAUGAGGCCAGUUGCAAUAGCACCUUCAGUUGCUCCUCGUGUGCCAAUGUACCCCCCUGGUGGUCCAGGACUCGGACAACAGAUAUUCUAUGGACAAGCCCCGCCUGCUAUGAUGCCUCCUCAGCCUGGAUUUGGAUAUCAGCAGCAGCUUGUACCUGGCAUGAGGCCUGGUGCUGCUCCAAUGCCAAAUUUUUUCAUGCCAAUGGUCCAGCAGGGGCAGCAGGGACAGCGUCCUGGUGGUCGACGGGCUGGAGCUGCUCAGCAAUCACAGCAGCCAGUGCCACUCAUGCAGCAGCAGAUGCUUCCAAGGGGGCGUGUCUAUCGCUACCCUCCUGGGCGUGCAUUGCCUGAUGUUCCAAUGACUGGUGUUCCUGGAGGGAUGCUUUCUGUUCCAUAUGACAUGGGUGGUAUGCCAUUGCGUGAUACAGCUUUGUCUCAGCCAAUUCCAAUCGGUGCUUUGGCUAGUGCACUUGCAAAUGCUACUCCAGAGCAUCAAAGGACGUUGCUGGGUGAGAAUCUUUACCCUCUGGUAGAACAGCUGGAGCCUGAUGCAGCAGCUAAGGUGACAGGCAUGCUUCUAGAGAUGGACCAGACUGAAGUUCUGCACUUGCUCGAGUCACCAGAAGCUCUUAAAGCAAAGGUUGCUGAGGCGAUGGAGGUUUUGAGGAGUGUUCAGCAGCAGCAGGCUGGUGGCGCAGCUGAUCAAUUAGCCUCGUUGUCAUUGAAUGACAAUCUUGUUUCGUAGGUUGAGUAUGAGCCUAGGCUUUGAGGUGCAGAUUUGGAAUUAUCGUGUGUUCCGAUACAUUUUAGAAUGAUCUUCAUAGGGACAAAGGAAUUGGUUUUGGUUGACUCAGAUUUUUUAAGAGUUGUUUUGAAGGUUGUUACAUUUAUACUUCCAACUGCUUUAAUUAUGCGAGUGAUGAGCACUUGUGUUUCUUA
Molecule: messenger RNA, 2545 nt
Organism: Manihot esculenta (cassava)
Lineage: Eukaryota; Viridiplantae; Streptophyta; Magnoliopsida; Malpighiales; Euphorbiaceae
Product: polyadenylate-binding protein 2
Exons: 9
Coding region: 417-2351 (644 amino acids)
Cellular component (GO): ribonucleoprotein complex
Molecular function (GO): RNA binding
Source: RefSeq, a predicted model, not a curated record